Nicrophorus vespilloides is the source of this 3581-nucleotide messenger RNA. It is a transcript of the gene whd, whose product is annotated as carnitine O-palmitoyltransferase 1, liver isoform. Gene Ontology annotation, molecular function: carnitine O-palmitoyltransferase activity. The coding region runs from base 833 to 3205 and encodes 790 amino acids. Gene Ontology annotation, cellular component: mitochondrion. Lineage: Eukaryota; Metazoa; Arthropoda; Insecta; Coleoptera; Silphidae. Gene Ontology annotation, biological process: carnitine metabolic process; fatty acid metabolic process. The transcript is spliced from 13 exons. The record is from RefSeq and is a predicted model, not a curated record.
AUGUACCUUUAUUGGAAGGAAUCACAUUUGACCAUUGGACUCUUCAUAUUCGUCACAAAAUGGAUGGAAUGUUUAGAAAUGGUAAUGGCAACAUGGCAAAGGUGCUAGAAGGGAAAGUAGACGAGUAGACAGACAUUGUAUAACGAAAAAAGAAAAGGAAUAAACUGAACAUCAGUUAGUCGUUCUUACUCGAAAGGUGCAUUAAUUUAUAUCUGUAGCCCAAAAUAGUAUCGUCGUCCCUAGGCUAUAAAAUUCAAGAGAAAUCCAGAGCAACAAUAAAAUUCCACUUGCCUGCAGGCUCCGAUAAAGUAUUAUCAUCGAGCGAGCUAGUGACAGAGUCUUCAGGCAAGUCUUCUGCUCCCAUUGCGCAACCUAUUGUUAUCUAAAGAUGGGUCCAGCGGAGAUGUGCACGAAAUAUAUUACAUCAACAACUAUUUACUGCAUGGGUUUUUGGAACGUUUUUGAACCUGUUUUCGCGGCACGCACCAAUAGCCGACCGCAACAACACCCCCACCGCCGCCUAUUUACUCUUGUAAAUAGCGCACGUUAUGUAUUUAUAAAUAUAGAAAUCGCGGGCAGCGCCAGUGGUCGCCUCGUAUUUCCAAACCGAACGCUGCCGCCUCAGUCUCCUGCAGAUGAGCACGACGAAUUACACGCAAAGUUAAUAACAAUAACAAAUAAUAAAAAGACGAUAAAGAAAAACGGAUAGAAAGUUUGUUUUUCGAAAGAUAGUAAUUAAUAAGCGCAGUUACGAUUGGAGUGAGUGCCUGGGAAAAGGAGGAGAUUUCUUCGACCCACUUCCCUGCAAGCAGAAGCAAACUGAGACGCGGUCAUGGCUGAAGCCCAUUCGGCUGUCGCCUUUUCCUUUGCCAUCACCCACGAGGGAUGGGACGUGAACUUCGAUCGGGAAGUCCUAAAUUUAGUGUGGCAAUCCGGCAUUCGAUCAUGGAAGAAGAGAUUCGCCAGAUUCAUGAACAGCGUACACAAUGGAGUGUAUCCGGCUCACCUGUGGACGCUCUGGAUUACGAUGUGCAUUACUUCCGCUAUACAUUUCUCAGGAUACAAAGUGCCUUAUGAUUUGGUGACCAAAGUUAUGCCUCUGCUACCUGGAUCAUGUGUUAGAUGGCAACUGAUUGGAAGCAUGCUGGCUGCGAUGGGACUGUGGUUAUCUGUGAUAUUUACGAUGCGUUACAUGCUGAAAUUGCUGUUACUGUACAAAGGGUGGAUGUACGAAUCGCGCGCGAAGGGCAGCAAGCCUUCGACGUUCACCAAAUUUUGGUUGCUCGUGGUGCGCGUGUUCAGCGGAUGGAACACGCCAAAGCUGUACAGCUUCCAAGGUUCUUUACCCAAGUUACCGUUGCCUGCGCUUCACGACACCAUGACAAGAUAUCUUAGGAGCGCUCGUCCGUUGCUCGAUGAGGACAAUUACAAGAAGAUGGAAGGUUUGGCCUCUGAUUUCGAGAACGGUAUCGGUGUAAAAUUACAACGUUAUCUUGUUUUAAAGUCCUGGUGGUCGAGUAAUUAUGUGUCCGAUUGGUGGGAAGAGUACGUCUACCUGAGGGGACGCUCGCCCCUCAUGAUCAACUCCAAUUUUUACGGGGUCGACACAAUCAUGAUGGAUACGGACAAAGGGCAGGCGGCUCGCGCCGCCUCCGCCAUUAACUCGUGCCUGCACUACCGUCGCUUGGUCGAAAGACAAGAGCUGCAGCCUAUUCUAAUUCAAGGUUUAGUACCGCUCUGCUCAUGGCAAUACGAAAGAAUCUUUAACACUACCCGCAUCCCGGGCAUCGAGACCGACAAAAUCCAACAUUGGUCAGAUUCCAAUCACAUAGUCGUCUAUCACAAGGGAAGAUACUACAAAGUCAUUAUUUACAAGGGGAGAAUCCUGAAACCCAAUGAGAUCCAAGAACAAAUCGAGUACAUUUUGAAUGACGCCUCGGAACCUCUACCAGGUGAAGAGAAAUUGGCCGCACUGACUGCUGGAGAGAGGACGACCUGGGCCAACGCCAGGAGGGUGUACUUCAACACGGGCGUCAACAAAAUCUCCUUGGAUACCAUCGAGAAGGCCGCAUUCGUCGUCACUUUAGAUGACGUGCCCUACGAAUACGACUCAGCUGACCCCACAAAAUUAGACAAAUACGGAAAGACACUCCUCCACGGAAAAGGCUACGAUCGCUGGUUCGACAAAUCGUUCACGCUUUGCAUCGGCAGCAAUGGAAGACUGGGAUUCAACGCAGAGCACUCUUGGGCUGACGCCGCAGUUAUGUCGCACAUUUGGGAGCUGGUGUUGUGCGAUGACACCAUACGUAACCGGGCUGAUGCCGCUGUACUUUGCCAUGUUUGGGAGGAUGUAAUUAUGGACAAUAUUGAUAAGCGAUAUGAAAAUGAUAUGAAGAUCAAGGAUGUGACGCCGCCUACUCCGAUGAGGUUGAAGUGGGACAUGAAAUCGGACUGUCAAUCGGUGAUCGAGACUGCCGUUGUUUCCGCGAACAACCUCAUAGCUGACUUGGAUCUGAAGAUCUACGUGCACGAUGCGUACGGCAAGGGAUUCAUGAAGAAGGCUAAGGUCAGUCCGGACGCGUAUCUGCAGAUGGCUCUGCAGCUCGCUUACUACAGGGAUUCCGGCAAGUUCAGUCUGACCUACGAAGCCAGCAUGACGAGACUGUUCAGGGAGGGCAGGACUGAGACGGUGAGGCCCUGCACCAUCGAGUCUUCCGAAUGGGUGAAGUCCAUGGACGAUCCGAAGAUCUCCACCGAAGAGAGGAUAAGGCUUAUGCAGGCGGCGUGCGUCACCCAUCAGAAAGGAUAUCAAGACGCCAUGUGCGGUAAGGGCAUAGACAGGCACUUGUUCUGUUUGUACGUUGUUAGCAAAUAUUUGGAGGUGGACUCUCCGUUCCUCCAGAAGGUGCUGAGUGAGCCGUGGAGGUUGUCCACGUCGCAGACGCCGCACGGUCAGACCGGUCGCAUCGACCUGAAGAAACACCCGAAAUGCAUCUCCGCCGGUGGCGGAUUCGGACCCGUAGCUGAUGACGGAUACGGCGUUUCUUACAUCAUCGCAGGCGAAGACGUGCUGUUCUUCCACAUCUCGAAUAAGCGAAGCAGCAAUCAGACCGAUUGCCAUCGGUUCGCGGAUCACAUCAGAGAUGCUUUGGCCGACAUCAAGAGUAUGUUUGUAGAGCCACCGAAGCAAAACGGCAAAGCGUAAAGACAUAGGAGAGAGAGAGAGAGUUUCAUCAACUGAAACGUAAUUAGUAUAACGGUCAGAACGAAGCGAAGAGAAUCCCGUCUUCUUCGACUACUUCAUUUCUUUUUUUUUUUUAUCUACAUAUGAUUAUUAUAUGGUUGGUUUUUUUUAUAAUUGAUUUCAUUGACUAAUUCGAGUCUUCCUGGGUAUUAAGCGCGAUCGUUCGUUUAACUUUUAUUUACUAUUAAGAUAUAUACUACUAAGUCUUAAUAAUAUGCAGUAUCAAUGCAAUUUGUUUGUAUAUUGUUUCUAGUUAAUAUUAUCGAUAUCAUUUUCUUCUGCAAUUUCCCAUACUUCGAUUUAUACAUAUAUUAUUAUUUUUGUUUGUUGUAUCCCA